Musa acuminata subsp. malaccensis (wild Malaysian banana) is the source of this 676-nucleotide messenger RNA. Its product is annotated as V-type proton ATPase subunit G. The record is from RefSeq and is a predicted model, not a curated record. Gene Ontology annotation, biological process: proton transmembrane transport. Lineage: Eukaryota; Viridiplantae; Streptophyta; Magnoliopsida; Zingiberales; Musaceae. Gene Ontology annotation, cellular component: vacuolar proton-transporting V-type ATPase complex. Gene Ontology annotation, molecular function: proton-transporting ATPase activity, rotational mechanism.
GGUAUGAUGACAGCAUUCAUCAGGGCACGUCUCCUGUGUCAUCGGGUUCGUGGAAGCCGGGAAUCUCGCCCUCUCCCCCAUCUUCCUCUUCGCCCCAGGAGGUACUAGAAGAUGGAUUCCAGCAGGCGUCAGAGUGGAAUUCAACAAUUGUUGGCUGCAGAGCAGGAAGCACAGCGAAUUGUCAAUGAGGCUAGGAAUGCUAAAAUGGCAAGGUUGAAGCAGGCUAAAGAAGAAGCUGACAAGGAGAUUGCCGCAUAUCGUGCACAAAUGGAAGCCGAGUUCCAGAGGAAGGUUGCUCAGAGCAGCGGAGAUUCUGGUGCAAAUGUAAAGCGCCUUGAGCUAGAAACCGAAGAGAAGAUCCAGCACCUGAAGUCACAGGCAGCAAAUAUCUCCCAGGAUGUGGUUCAAAUGCUUUUGAAGCAUGUGACCACCGUGAAUAAUUAGGGAUCAUCUCGUGAGAUCAACGCCAUCAAAUAAUUUUGAACACCCAAUUGGUCAGUUGAGUCCAAACUUUUAUCUGUAAGCAUACGAUGCAGUAUUUGUGGUUCCUUGAAUUAGCCGCCGCUUUUGUCCUUCACCGUUUACAUUAUCCGCAUGGAGUUUAUGCGCACUGAGGUGUUAUCCUUUGAUAAAGUAUGGAACGUUCGUUAAAUUAAGUUCCUCGAUUAACAUGUCA